UAUAUGCUCGAAGCACUCUGAAACAUAAUCAAAACAAGAUAAAAACGUCAUAAAACAUAAAACCUCAUUUUAUUUACGAAUUCAUAAAAUAUUAAAUCUUUAUAUUUCCUUUACAUGCUCUUCGAAUUUUUACACCACAUAUUCAAUUCAACUAACCUAAUGGCAGUUGGCAAUUGAUAUAAAAUUGGAUAAAUCAUCUUCCAAAUUCAAAAUAUAUAGGAAAACUUUACAUUUAUGUUCAAAAUGUUUACUAAUAACAGUCGCUAUAACGAUUACUAUCUGGUGAAUGAUAUGGAGGUAGACGAUGUAUCUUUUGAACCGAGAAAAAAAAGUUGUUGCAGAAAAUGUUUAAUUAUAGGAGCUAUCAGUUUGUUAUGCUUGCUUAUACUUGGAUUUUUAAUAAUCUUUGUAGUAUUACCGCUAGUCUUUAUGAAUUCCAUCAGUCUGCAAAGAGCAUUAAUCUUUACCCAUUUUGACCUUCCAAGCUCGGAAAAAUACUUUGAAACUUACAGACUACCAGGUUAUUUAAACAAAUAUGUGACAGUAAAAGACUUAGACGGCAGAACAAAUGUAACGUUGGGUGUAUGGCAAAUGUUACCUGUACUGUUGGCUUACGAAAGUCUACACAAUCCCGAAUUUGAUUAUAAAGAAGCACUAUUUAAUAGUAACUACAGCGUUUUAAUAUAUUUCCAUGGUACCGGUGAAUCUAGAAGUGACAGUUCUAGAAAAUUUCAAUUGCUGCGGUAUUACUUCCAUGUAAUCGCUUUUGACUAUAGAAGUUAUGCAGAUUCUACCCAAGGGAUUUUAUCGGAAAAGGCGGUUGUAAGUGACUGCGUGCAACUGUACCAGUGGUUGAGGAAUCGCACGAAUUCGCCAAUUUAUAUAUGGGGACACUCGUUAGGUGCUGCUCUAGCGACAGAGACUGAAGUCGCUUUGAGAAAUUUAAAUUACUCUCCAAAGGGACUGGUUUUGGAGUCUGCUUUUACCAAUUUACGUGAUGAAAUGUACGUGCAUCCUUAUGUAAAGAUUUUCGCCUGGUUGCCGUGGUUUGCUGGGACGAUUUUGAACCCUUUGCGUGACAACGGGUUUAUAUUUGACACCGACACGAGGAUCAGGAAAGUGUCCUGCCCAGUGAUGAUUUUACAUGCUGAGGAUGAUUCAAUCGUCCCUUACAAAUUUGGACGAGAAUUGUAUAAGAUCGCUUCUAACCGAUCGGUGGAUGCCGCUAAUACGACGUUCUACCACCAGUUUGGGAAAGAUCUGGGAUACAACCACUAUUUUAUUUAUCAGGAUCCCUACGUUAAGUAUUUUAUUAUGGAUUUCAUCGUUGUCGCCGAAAAAAACGAAUCUAGGACCGUAGAUUCUCCUUAGAAAACAUGACUAGCUCCCAUCAAAGAAAUAAGAGGCUGUGAUUUGUCGUGUUAAGAUAUAGAAAAAAAAAAAAACACCAAAAUGUCGUUCUGUUCUGUAAUAGAUAAUAUUGUGUGGAUUGUUCUAUAAAUCGUCAGUUAAAAACGUUAAAAGUAACUGUUAAUUAAGAUAAUACAAUAAACGAUCACGAUAAGAGGGAUUAAAAUCUUUAGAUAAAAUAUUAACUCUAGUGAUAAUUUAUAGAAUGUGUCUCGCCUGUUUGGAUGCCACGUUUUGCCGAAACGGGUUACCCUGAAACCGGCUUACGACAAAGUGGGUCAUUCUAAAAGGACUUUCCUUACACGGCUUUUUCUGAAUUUUUCACUAACUUGAAUGAAAAACGGCAUAAAGGUUCCAUUAUUUUUUCCCAAAGGAGUUACGCUUAACGGCUCGACUUUUCUUUUUUUUUUUUUUUGUAAAGCCUUGUAGAUUCAAAAAUUUGCUGAUGGGACCAAUUAUUUUUUUAAAAAAUGUAGUUUUCAUUUGUUGCAAAUUCGUAUGCAAAAUAUUAUUUAAAAAAAAUUAAAAAUAGCUGUUCUGUUGAAAAAAAAUUUUUUUUUUUUAUAAUAUUUGUACCGUGUGGAACCAAUUUAGGCAGAAGGUGACAAAUCCAUUUUUAAUUAAUAAUUAGUCACAAUAAAUAUAUAUUAUGCAUAUUUAUAUACAUAAAUAGGAAAAAUAAAUGACUUUAUUUACCAAAUUA
Molecule: messenger RNA, 2113 nt
Organism: Anoplophora glabripennis (Asian longhorned beetle)
Lineage: Eukaryota; Metazoa; Arthropoda; Insecta; Coleoptera; Cerambycidae
Product: monoacylglycerol lipase ABHD12
Exons: 8
Coding region: 235-1371 (378 amino acids)
Biological process (GO): phosphatidylserine catabolic process; monoacylglycerol catabolic process
Cellular component (GO): endoplasmic reticulum membrane
Molecular function (GO): phosphatidylcholine lysophospholipase A1 activity; monoacylglycerol lipase activity
Source: RefSeq, a predicted model, not a curated record